GCUAACGCGCAGUACGGAAGUGUGCCCGAGCAUACCGGAAGCCGCAGAAAGAGAGCGAUGGCGGGUUUGAAUGUAAGAGACCCUGCGGUAGAUCGUUCACUACGUUCAGUGUUCGUGGGGAACAUUCCAUAUGAGGCUACUGAAGAGCAAUUAAAGGACAUCUUUUCUGAGGUUGGACCUGUUGUUAGUUUCAGGUUGGUAUAUGAUAGGGAGACAGGAAAACCAAAGGGUUAUGGCUUCUGUGAAUACCAAGACCAAGAGACAGCACUUAGUGCCAUGAGAAACCUGAAUGGGCGCGAAUUCAGUGGGAGAGCACUUCGAGUGGACAAUGCUGCCAGUGAAAAGAACAAAGAAGAGCUGAAGAGCCUUGGCACUGGUGCCCCUGUCAUUGAGUCACCUUAUGGAGAGACCAUCAGUCCUGAGGAUGCCCCUGAGUCCAUUAGCAAAGCAGUUGCCAGUCUUCCACCAGAGCAGAUGUUUGAGCUGAUGAAACAGAUGAAGCUCUGUGUCCAGAAUAGUCCCCAGGAAGCACGGAACAUGUUACUCCAAAAUCCUCAACUGGCUUAUGCUUUGCUACAAGCACAGGUAGUGAUGAGAAUUGUGGAUCCAGAAAUUGCCCUGAAAAUUCUGCAUCGCCAGACAAAUAUCCCAACGCUGAUUGCAGGCAACCCUCAGCCAGUCCACAGUGCUGGGCCUGCCUCAGGAUCCAAUGUGUCAAUGAACCAGCAGAAUCCUCAGGCCCCUGGGGCCCAGUCUUUGGGUGGAAUGCAUGUCAAUGGUGCACCUCCUUUGAUGCAAGCUUCUAUGCAGGCUGGAGUUCCAGCACCAGGGCAAAUACCAACAGCUGUAACAGGACCGGGCCCUGGUUCCUUAGCUCCUGGAGGAGGAAUGCAGGCCCAGGUUGGAAUGCCAGGAAGUGGACCAGUGUCCAUGGAGCGGGCACAAGGAACCCUACAGCACUCGCCCGUGGGACCUGCCGGGCCUGCGUCAAUUGAGCGAGUUCAAGGGCAGAGAACAUGGAUGAUAUGGGCAUCUGUCCGAGGCUGUACUCCCUCCCUACUGGUGUCAGGAGGCUUGGAUGGAAUAGCAGUCUUGCCGAUGCAAGACCCCAGAGCAGCUAUGCAGCGUGGGCCCUUGCCUGCCAACAUCCCAACUCCUCGAGGUCUGUUAGGAGAUGCUCCAAAUGACCCACGUGGGGGCACUUUACUUUCUGUAACUGGAGAGGUAGAGCCUAGAAGUUACCUGGGACCACCUCAUCAAGGUCCACCCAUGCACCAUGUCCCUGGCCAUGAUGGCCGUGGCCCACCCCCACAUGAGAUGAGGGGAGGACCAUUAGCUGAGCCGAGACCUCUAAUGGCAGAGCCAAGAGGACCCAUGCUAGAUCAGAGGGGCCAACCCUUGGAUGGCAGAGGCGGAAGAGAUCCCCGAGGCAUAGACACACGAGGGAUGGAGGCACGAGCCAUGGAGGCAAGAGGAUUAGAUGCCAGAGGAUUGGAGGCCCGCGCGAUGGAGGCCCGCGCGAUGGAGGCCCGUGCGAUGGAGGCCCGUGCGAUGGAGGCCCGCGCGAUGGAGGCCCGCGCGAUGGAGGCCCGCGCGAUGGAAGUCAGAGGGAUGGAGGCCAGAAGCAUGGAUACAAGGGGCCCAGUCCCUGGCCCUAGAGGCCCAAUACCUAGUGGAAUCCAGGGUCCCAAUCCAAUUAACAUGGGAGCAGUUGGCCCCCAGGGAUCCAGACAGGUUCCAGUCAUGCAGGGAGCAGGCAUGCAGGGAGCAAAUAUCCAGGGUGGAGGCCAGCCUGGUGGCUUUAGUCCUGGCCAAAACCAAGUCACUCCACAGGACCAUGAGAAGGCUGCUUUGAUAAUGCAGGUUCUUCAACUGACUGCAGACCAGAUUGCCAUGCUGCCUCCUGAACAGAGGCAGAGUAUCCUGAUCUUAAAGGAACAAAUACAGAAAUCCACUGGAGCGCCUUGAAAGGUUUUCAAAAAUACCUGGCAACAAAUCUGGAAAUUAAUCUCAUAACUUUAUUGAAAUGUUUCAAAAAAGAUGACUUCUACAUCCUAACCCUUGAAUGACUCAAAUUGGUACCAGGUGGAGGACUCCCAUCGUCUUCUCUCAGAACAAAAACAGAUCAUUCUGUUGUCUUAGUUUGUAUAUUUUCUGUGACUUGAAAUAAACUUGGAACACAGUUUUACUA
Pteronotus mesoamericanus is the source of this 2191-nucleotide messenger RNA. RefSeq names its product cleavage stimulation factor subunit 2 (gene CSTF2). Gene Ontology annotation, molecular function: mRNA binding. Bases 58 to 1968 code for a protein of 636 amino acids. The transcript has 16 exons. Gene Ontology annotation, biological process: mRNA 3'-end processing. Lineage: Eukaryota; Metazoa; Chordata; Mammalia; Chiroptera; Mormoopidae. Gene Ontology annotation, cellular component: mRNA cleavage and polyadenylation specificity factor complex. The record is from RefSeq and is a predicted model, not a curated record.